UUAAUUUCAAUAAGACGAAAAAAUAAAUUUUUUUUUUUUUUUUUCAGAAUAAAAACGGUUUUCCCUUAUCGAUUGUCAAUAAAUCCAAUCCAUUCUUUCUUAUUAAACCAUAUAUAUUAUUAUUAUAAUUAUAAUUAUUAAUUUGAAUGACACAUGUGCUAAAUUUCAUCAUUCAUUUGAUAAAAAAAAUCAAUCCCUAAAUUUUGAUUGUCUUUUUACUAAAUUAGAUUAUAUAUUUUCCCUAUUUAAACAAGGAAAAAAAAAAAAUGACAACAAUUUCUUUACAUAAAGAUACUCUUCAACCUCAAAAUUUGAAAGGUUUAAAUGGUUUAAAUAAUAGAUUAACCAGGAAUAGAAAUAAUCAUCCCACUUUAUCUCGUAGUAUACCGAAAAUUAAUUUACCCACUCCCUCUCCAACUCCGGUAUCUCCUUGUUUCGUUCAUUCUAGUUUUGAUCCUACAUUCUUAUUUAAGGAUAUUAUGGAUAGAUGUGAUAAUGAACCAACUGAUUAUUCGGAGUUAGCUGAGACAACUAACUGCGUGCGUAAAAUAUCGAAAAAACUUGGUCAAGCACGUAUACAAAAUGUUGUAAAAACUGUGAUGAUUGUUACGAAACCGGGAGAUGCACGAUUGGUCUCCUUAACACGUGAAAUAACAGCAGUAUAUGUUAAUAAGGAUUUUAAAGAUUCAAAAAAAUUUGAUUUUCCGGGAUUAUUAAAAUCCACCCCCUUGGUUAAUGAUUAUUUGAAAUUCUGGACGGAAGAAUUAUGUUCAGCGAGGACCGAAAUUUUUAAUUUCGUUAUCACGCUUGGAGGUGAUGGAACUGUGCUAUUUACAUCAUGGUUAUUUCAAGAAGUUGUUCCACCAGUUUUACCUUUCCAUUUAGGUUCUUUGGGAUUUUUAACAAAUUUUGAUUUCAAAAAUUAUAAAACUCAUUUAACAAAUGUAAUGGAAAAAGGAAUUAGAGUAAAUUUACGUAUGAGGUUCACAUGUACAGUAUAUCGUAGUAUACAUAAUCCUGGGAAGGCAACAAGAUGUGGUGAAACUGGGGAAAUUAUGAUUCAAAAUCCAAAAGAUAGUGAAUGUGAUACUCAACAUGAAUGUGAUCAGGAUAAAGCAUUAACUUGUGUAAUCACUAAACCUACUGAAUCUUUUGAAGUAUUAAAUGAUUUAGUAGUUGAUCGUGGUUCUGGUCCUUAUAUGAGUCUAUUGGAAUUAUUUGGUGAUGAUCAACAUUUGACAACAGUGCAGGCAGAUGGUCUUGUAAUCUCAACGCCGACUGGUUCAACAGCAUAUUCAGUAUCAGCCGGUGGUUCAUUAGUACAUCCUGAAAUACCUGCAUUACUUAUAACUCCAAUUUGUCCUCACACUUUGUCAUUCCGUCCAAUGUUAUUACCUGAUUCUAUGGAAUUAAGAAUAUGUGUUCCAUAUAAUAGUCGUAGUACUGCUUGGGCAAGUUUUGACGGAAGACAUAGAGUUGAACUAAGACAGGGAGAUCAUAUAAAGGUUACACCCUCAAAAUAUCCAUUCCCAACAGUUUGUAUGGACUCACAAUCAACAGAUUGGUUUAAUUCAAUCUCUAGAUGUUUAAGAUGGAAUGAACGGGAGAGACAAAAAAGUUUUGUUGUGGUAGAAGAAGAAGCUACCGAAGAAGAAGAUGAAUAUGAAACUAAUUCCGAAUCUACGGAGAAUCUUGAUGAUUAUGAUUCAGGUUUUAACAGUAUUAGUACUGAAAAUGAUGUUAAAGAAAAAUCGUCGGCAAUACAAGAAAAACAAGAUUAUCAUUAUCAUCAACAACAACAGCCACAACAGCAGCAACAACAAUAUCAACAACAAUAUCAACAACGUCAGCAACAACAUCAACAACAUAGCAAUAAUCAUAAUCAACAGCUGAAUCAUAAUAAACAACAUAGAAGAGGGAAUAGUAAACAUUCUUUUGCUUGUGUUCGAAAAAAUAAUAGUGAUGCUAGUAGUAAUGCUAGUAGUAAUAGUGGUGAAGAACAAGAAUGGAAAGUUGUUAGAAGACAAAAGAAAAAGAAAUCCAAUAAGUCUAAUAAGUCUAAUAAGUGAAAAGUAAAAUGUAAAUUAUAGAUUGUACCAUUCAUUUGUGAAAUAAUUUUUUUUUCUUUUGUAUAGUUUUUAUAUUCUGGGUAACAAUGUUCGAGGGAUUUGGGGGAUUUUUUUUUUUGCAAGUUUUUUUCUAAUUUUUUCGGUUUUAAAUCAUUCUUUAACAUAAUAAUAUAUACAUAUAUAUAUAUAUAUAAUAUAUACAUGUAUUCGCUUAAUAUAUUAUAAUAAUUGGGAAUCAAAAUUUCACUAUUAUAUGAGUUUAUGAAGAACUUCAUAUUUUGAUUGUUAAAGAAUGAACCUCUUUGUAGAUAUUAAAUACUAUAGAAUAACUUAAAAUUUAAAUUUUUUUACAUUUUAUAUUAUGCUAAUAAAAAUGUGAUUGUUAAACACAAACU
Messenger RNA from Rhizophagus irregularis DAOM 181602=DAOM 197198, 2464 nucleotides. NCBI's taxonomy places the organism in Eukaryota, Fungi, Glomeromycota, Glomeromycetes, Glomerales, Glomeraceae. The record is from RefSeq and is a predicted model, not a curated record.